Pseudozyma hubeiensis SY62 is the source of this 4563-nucleotide messenger RNA. RefSeq lists its product as hypothetical. Gene Ontology annotation, cellular component: AP-2 adaptor complex; cytoplasmic vesicle. The record is from RefSeq and is a predicted model, not a curated record. Gene Ontology annotation, biological process: intracellular protein transport; clathrin-dependent endocytosis. Lineage: Eukaryota; Fungi; Basidiomycota; Ustilaginomycetes; Ustilaginales; Ustilaginaceae. The coding region runs from base 1 to 4563 and encodes 1520 amino acids. Gene Ontology annotation, molecular function: clathrin-cargo adaptor activity; 5'-3' DNA exonuclease activity; metal ion binding. The transcript is spliced from 6 exons.
AUGAUCUCGGCGUUCUUCAUCUUCAACCAAAAGGGCGAGGUGCUCAUCUCUCGUCUGUUUCGAAACGAUCUUCGACGCAGCAUCGCCGACAUCUUUCGCAUCCAAGUCGUCUCCAAUCCAGACGUUCGCUCUCCCAUCAUCACGCUCGGUUCGACGAGCUUCUUCCACGUGCGUCACGAGAACCUGUACAUCGUCGCGGUAACAAAGUGCAACGCCAACGCCGCGCUCGUCUUUGAGUUCUGCUAUCGAGUCAUCACCAUCGGACGAUCCUACUUUGGCGGCAAGUUUGAUGAAGAAGCGGUCAAGAACAACUUUGUCCUGAUCUACGAACUCCUGGAUGAGAUUUUGGAUUUCGGUUACCCGCAGAAUUCGGAGAUCGACACGCUCAAGAUGUACAUCACCACGGAAGGGGUCAAGUCGGAACAGGCGGUGAGGGAGGAUUCGAGCAAGAUCACGAUCCAGGCUACGGGUGCGACGAGUUGGAGACGUGCGGAUGUCAAGUACAGGAAGAACGAGGCGUUUGUGGAUGUCGUCGAGACGGUGAAUUUGUUGAUGAGUAGUAAAGGUACGAUACUCAGGGCGGAUGUGGAUGGUGCGAUUCUGAUGCGUGCAUAUCUGACGGGUAUGCCGGAAUGCCGGUUUGGGUUGAACGACAAGUUGGUGUUGGAGAAGAACGAUAAGAACAAGGGCAAGGUGGAUGCGGUCGAGUUGGACGACUGUCAAUUUCACCAGUGCGUCAAGUUGGGCAAAUACGAUACGGAUAGGAGUAUCAGCUUCAUCCCUCCAGAUGGAGAGUUCGAGUUGAUGAGGUAUCGAAGCACCACCAACGUCAACCUUCCCUUCAAAGUGCACGCCAUCGUCGAGGAGAUCUCCAAGAGUAAAGUCGAAUACACGCUCAACCUCAAAGCCAACUUCGACACGAAACUCUCCGCCACCAACGUAGUCCUUCGGAUCCCCACACCGCUCAAUACGAGCACCGUCAAGUGUCAGGUCAGCAUGGGAAAAGCGAAGUACGUCCCUGCGGAAAACCACAUCGUCUGGAAGAUCGCUAGGAUCCAGGGUGGAGGCGAGGCGAGUUUCGGUGCCGACGCGGAGUUGAGCAGCACCACGGUGAGGAAGGCUUGGAGCAGACCGCCGAUCGAGGUGGAUUUCCAGGUGCUGAUGUUCACGAGCAGUGGGUUGCUGGUCAGGUACCUCAAGGUGUUCGAGAAGAGCAACUACCAGAGUGUAAAGUGGAUUAUAGAGUUUGUUGUGAUAUCGUCCUUCGCCGAGAAGUGGGAUGCUGUGGGUGUCGACGAUGUUGGAUACUUACGAAUUGAUGAUGGUGAUGCGCUGAUCGACCUCGCAUCGACAUCCGGUACCACGGUCGACCUGUUCACGCUCUCGCUGCGUACACCCAUCAUGCUCUUCCUCUACCCGUCCACCGCCUCCCCGCUCCGCGCCACUCCUGCCUCCUGGUCCACUAUCCCCGGGGCCACCGGUUGCACCCCACACCUCACCUCCGUCAACUCUCACCUCCCGCACCUGCUGUCCAAAGAACCCUCUCUGCAAAUCUUCGGACUCUCCACCCAAUCCCCUACCGAGCAGCUCGAAGCCAAAACGCGGCUCAAUCUCAACUUCCACCUGCUCAGCGACGAAUCGCAACAGUUGAGAGAGAUUCUCGACAUCCCAACGUUCGAAUGCGAAGGCAAAAAGUACUUCAAAAGGAUGACGUUGUUGUUGAGAGGAGCUCCUCCCCUCGCGCCCCUCGCCGCGGGCUCCCUCCUCUUGCCCUUGGGCUUGGGCGCAUCGUCCACCAACAGCAUGUCCAACGGCAACGCAUCCGGCAAGAUCCAAUACCGGAUCGUGUUGCCUCGAAUCGACAGCGUAUCCAGCGUCACAGCAGGUCGUCCACGUACGGUCAUCUUGACCGUUUUCAGUCGCGAGUCGCGUCGAGCAGACGGAAAGAGAAACACACACACACACUUGCUGGAAUUGGACGUGUUAAUUGCGAAAAUGACGAAAUUCAAGCUGAUUGGAGCUCUUAUUCGUUCGCUGAAGCUUUGGCUACGCAAAGCUGCCCUUCUAACCCGCUGCAACAUCGUCGAGAGCUGCACAGUCAGCAAUCACCGGCCCGACAUGGGUAUCCAAGGCUUGCUGCCCUUGCUCAAGGACGUGCAGAGACCGGUCCACGUAUCGAGCUAUGCUGGCAAGACGCUCGGCGUCGACGCUUACGUCUGGCUCCACCGCGGCGCAUACGGUUGUGCACGCGAGAUCGUCCUCGGCGACCCUACUCCGCGUUACAUAGCUCAUGCCCUGAGUCGCAUCCGUAUGCUGCAGCAUUUUGGCGUCAAGCCUUACCUCGUAUUCGACGGUGACAAACUCCCCGCAAAGAAGGGCACCGAAGACGAUCGAGAACAGCGCAGGAGCGACAACUUGCAACGUGCCAAAGAGCUAGAGCAAGAAGGCAAAUCGCAGCAGGCGAGAGAUGUGUAUGGCAAAUGCGUCGAUAUCACGCCUGAAAUGGCGUUUCAAUUGAUCAAGGUAUUAAAGGAAGAGAACAUCCCGUACGUCGUAGCACCGUACGAGGCGGAUGCCCAGCUGGCGUAUCUGGAAGCACAGGGGAUCAUCGACGGCGUCGUCACCGAGGAUUCGGAUCUGCUCGUGUUUGGCUGCAAGACGGUUCUCUUCAAACUCGAUCAGGCGGGAAACGCCGUCGAGAUGCUCCAACACCGCUUCUGGACCAACCGGCACAUCACACUUUCCGGUUGGACCGCCGUCGAGUUUCGUCAGAUGGCCAUCCUCUCGGGUUGCGACUACCUGCCAAGCAUCGUCGGAAUGGGCCUCAAGAACGCACACAGGCUCCUCAGGAGGUACAAGACCGUCGACAAGGUCUUGCAAGCCGUUCGUCUCGAAGGCAAGAUGCGCAUCCCACCCACCUACUCGCGCGAAUUUCGAAAGGCCGAGCUCACCUUUGUGCAUCAGAGGGUAUUUGAUCCGCGUUCGCAGAAGCUCGUCACGCUCACGCCGCUUCCGGAUGGUACGCACGACGAUAUGCUUCCUUUCAUUGGCGCUCCUAUCGAGGAUCAGGUAGCGAGAGGCAUUGCCGAGGGGAUCGUGGAUCCGAUCUCUCGUACACACAUCGUGGAUCGCGUGCCCAAGCCGCUCGGUGUAAGGAGCAACUCGGCCAACAACAUCGCCUCGACCAGUGCGUCAGCUUCCGCAGCUGGUGAAGUCUUUUCACUAACUCGCAGCACCACCGCUCCGGUCACCCUGGGGCAGAAUGGAGUCGGUGGCAUUGCAAGCAGUAGUGGGAACAGCUUCUACCGGUCGGGUGUGGGCGCAACGUCGUCUUUUGCGAAAAAGAAGGUGGUCAGCAAGGAAGCGGGAUUGCAGAGUCUCAAGAACUUUUUCGGCGGUCCUUCGCCCAGCAACGGCAGCGCCAAGAGCAAUGUCAGCGUCGUCAAGGAGGAACGGGUAGCGCUGGCGCCACGUGACAUGAAUCGGCAGAAUGGAGUGCGGGAGGAAGUCAAAGCGAAAGCAGAAGUUUCAAAGCAAGGCCAGGAAGCGAGACCAACGCAGAGCAAGUUUUUCGCGUCGCGACGGCCAUCUCAAGACGCUAAACUCGACCACGCCUAUCUGCAUCUCGGUGGCCAGCUGACACCGCCAAGAGCUCGACAGGAUCCAAAUGAUUCUGGUUACUGGGACGACGAGUGCGACGACAUGCGCGAUUUCGUCAAGUCGAGCAGCCCGGUUCGAGCGCCGUCGGUGGCACCAGAGUCGCAAGCGCUGGUCAUGAAUACGCAGGAGCUGUGGCAGUCGACGCAGGUGGCCGAGAGCAGGGUGCAAAGUGUGGUGGCUACACAGAUGGUGCCGAGCACAGAUUCAGCGUCGGUGGUGGUACCGCAAACGCCAUCGAAGGGCAGAAAGCGCAUGUUUUCGGCGUCGACAGAGAGCGAAGCGGUGCUGUCUUCGCCGGAGAGUGCGAUAGGGAGUGGUUUAAUUUCGUCGCCAGCGUCGUCGUCGGUGCGUGGAGGAGGGGAAGAUUCGAGCGUGAAAAGGGUGGAUGCUGCAGGAGGGCUCGAGACGGACGCGUUGCCCAGCUCGCCCUUGCUGCCGAUGGAGCGGAAGCCCAGUGUGAGCGACGAAGAGGAUGACGUGGAAGCGAUACCAAUGACGCCGUUGGCAGCGAGGAGUGCUGGUGCACGCAAGCCGAUGCUGCACACCAGUGCGAGCAUGUCCAAACUCGAAGCGUUCCGAUACACCACCCACACCCCGAGGCAACAGCAGGAAGAGCCACAGCGUGUUACCCUGCCUAGACGCUCGACCGACGCCGCUACCACCACUUUGGCGAACACCGUGUCGCCGUCGGUGCUCAAGCUGGCAGCCAGCGCAAGGACGCCAGCCGCAGCGCAGGGGACAAGACCGAACAAGGUGCUGAAGAGAAGCCCGACGCUCUUGCUCGAUGGAGAGGAAGGUGAUGUGGUGAGCAGGGGAGGAAGAGGAGGAGGCGGUGGGUUGUUUGAUAGGUUUCGGUUUACAGAGGCGACGGGAGGGUUGACUAGGGGCCAGGUUCCGUUUUAG